This is a messenger RNA of Cyphomyrmex costatus, 919 nucleotides long. Its product is annotated as SRR1-like protein. Gene Ontology annotation, cellular component: cytoplasm; nucleus. The transcript is spliced from 3 exons. The coding region runs from base 6 to 821 and encodes 271 amino acids. Lineage: Eukaryota; Metazoa; Arthropoda; Insecta; Hymenoptera; Formicidae. The record is from RefSeq and is a predicted model, not a curated record.
CAGUCAUGUCAGAAGAGGAUAAUUUCGUAGUAGUGACUCGUCGUGGAAGACGUAAUGGAAGAAGGAUCAAUUUAAAUGGAAACUCUUUAGCGAGCGUAAUUAUAGAACAAGACUACGAGAUCAAUCACGAUCGUCUUCUUCGCACGUUAGACAAGGCGGUAGGCGGAAUCAGGGACACGUCGUUUAUCAAGUUCAUUUUUAGCCGUCUGUCGGAGUCUCUAGCCACUCUAGGCUCCAACGGUAUCUCUGAGAUAGUCUGCUACGGGUUAGGACGGUUCUCGCAGAAUAGAUCAUCGAGAUGCCAAUUGGCGUUUCUACUGUGUCUGAAGGCGCAAUACGAGUCGAUUCGCAUACACGUAUACGAUCCGGCGUUUUACCCUGAGGAAGUGCAAACUCUGCGUACUUUGGGAUUAGAGGUUAUAGAGACAAACGAGGAAGGCAAGCGUGUCGUACAGCGAGAUAGGACCACCCUCGUGUUCAUGCCGCAUUGCUCGCGACAUCUGACCAAUAAUUUCCUCUAUGCGAAUUGGGGCGAUGGACUGAGCAGUUGCAUCCUGCUGGCCAACAGUCUCUCGAAAACUGUUAACAAUUGCUUGCAUAAGGACCUAUUGAAUACAGCUGGUUACAUAUUACGCAUUCAUCCUUAUGUUACAGAGAUUCAGUUGGAAAAUUCCUUCAUGUACAGGGAAGUUUUCCACAACCUUAAUAUUCAUAUCUUUACAAGACAAAACCUGCUUAAGGUCCCAGCAGAUUUCUGGAGCUCUAAAGAAGAACCACAAUAUUUAACAAAAGACGUUGAAUUCGUUACAGCCGUGCAGUGACAAAUGACAUUUGAUACACUAAUACAGCAACAAUGAAUAAUAAUAUUAAAAUUAUCCGUUCUCUCUUACAAGAGGUACGUAAAGUUUCACAGACUAAA